This is a messenger RNA of Bacidia gigantensis, 4614 nucleotides long. RefSeq lists its product as uncharacterized. The record is from RefSeq and is a predicted model, not a curated record. The transcript has 3 exons. Gene Ontology annotation, molecular function: phosphatidylinositol-4,5-bisphosphate binding; actin filament binding. Gene Ontology annotation, biological process: actin filament severing; barbed-end actin filament capping. Lineage: Eukaryota; Fungi; Ascomycota; Lecanoromycetes; Lecanorales; Ramalinaceae. Bases 1 to 4614 code for a protein of 1537 amino acids.
AUGUCCGCCACUUUGGAUGAUGAUGGCUCCGAGGAUGUUAAUGAUUUUCUAAAGCGCGUCAAAGAGCUCGGGGACCAGCGGGACAGGGAGGAUGAAGAACGAAAUAGAAGACUCGAGGAAGAAAUCAUACAGGGUCGAAAAGAAAGACAGGCUCGUAGAGAAGAGCGCGCGCGAUCUUUAUCACCCUCCAAGGAUUCGACGGCUUACUCGGGCACCCCAGGCUCUGGUGAAUUAAAAGAGAAGUCCGCUGUAAUGCAAGGCAUAUCCCGCACGCCUUCGCUGCAGCCAAAGCCGCCCAGGCAAGACGACUCUUCCGACCCUUGGCGCCGAUCAGCGUUCGAUGUUGCAGCUUCAGAUGUUUCACUUGAAUCAAGGGAAGCCCAAGAGCCGGUUCAGGAAACCCAACCCCAAGUACAAGACCUCUCGAGCUCUUUGCCGGCCCUCUCCCGAAACGACACCCUUUCAGCGCAACAAAGACCUUCGUCGCGAGGAUCCGUGACCACUGGCAUUCGGCCCGUCCACUCUCUCCCUCCUCCCCAGCGGUCAGGUCAAGGUCGAGCCUUGGGCGCGGGCUUUGUCGAUUCAUCUGAUGUAAAAGAUGAACGAAGUCAAAUCACAAGUUCACUGGCUUCAAAAGAUCCUACAUGGUUCAAACAAACACAGGAAAGAGGACAAGGGAAUGCCGCUUUCAGAAGGAACCAAGGCGAAGUUUCGCCCAAGGCGAGCCAGAAUACGGCCGUAGGCUUACCUGGCAUGUCGAAUAAGAGAUACGAGCACAGAACGAAUGCUCCAAUGGAGAGCAUCCAAUUACAUUCACCCACCGUCAAUGGGUCUAAGAGCGAGAAUAGUCCAGAUUCUGGUCCUAUUUCUGCGAGGUCUAUAAUUUCUGCUCGUGGAUCGAAGGGCAUACCUGCACCUAUUCAGCCAGCUGAUUCUUCGUCAAAAAACAGUCUCAUUGCAAGUGAGGGCGAGACCCUGUCCGGUCGUAUAAAUACCAUGUCUCCGUCUCAAGGCCAACUUCUCCCAGAGGUAAGGGAGCGGUCUGUGUCACCUACGAAAGGACUAGGGGGCUUUGUUCAAAGCGCCCUGAUGAAGAGAUCAGACAGUGUGAGUAAGAGAUGGAGCGCACAGGCUACACCUGGGCUUAGUAGAGGCAACUCCAUAGCCAGCAAUCGUAGUGAAUUUGAGCGACCGAGAUUUCAGUCCGGAGGUCUUGCGUCUUUAGGCGAGCCAAAACCUGCCAGAUUUAAUCGUGAAAGCUUACCAGUUUCGUCUACUUCAGGGUCUAAUUCAAGUCACAUCAAUUCUACACCGAUAUCCCGUAAGUCUGAAGGUAUUCAGGAUGUUUCGUCGAAAUCUGCGGCCACGGUUGAGCAAACCACCCCAGCAGAUAGCACGACCUAUUUGCCAUCUCUUGCUGAAUCGCAAGCCGGCCUUAUUCUGACAGAUGCCAAAGACGAAACUGCAAUAAGCCCACCAGCAAGUCCUAGUAAGCGUUGGUCGCCUCAGAAAUCAAGCUGGCUUGAGAAUGCUAUCAACAAGCCUGAGUCUCCGAAGGUACUUUCACAAUCCCCAACGAAACAGCAGCCUCCAUGGAUGGCAGACCUUGCUCGGGCAAAACAACAAGGGAGCAUAGAUCUUUCUAGAAACACGCCUCACAAGCAAGUCAAUCCAGGAGGCUUGAUGCGCUCACCUCCCCCUGGUGCAGGAUACAAGGCCCCGAACAUCGGAGGGCUACCACCAGGAUUUACCGCCAGUUUCACAACAAGACCCAAAAUUGAGAAUUCUGAAGAUCCAAGCAAGAUACAGGUCUCCGGUGCGCUGACCGCAGAUGACGAGGCAGCUUCAACUCCAAGUAUAACCUCAGCCGCCUCCCAAACAAGCACAAGUCAAGAUGCUGCACCUAAGCUAACAAAGGAGUCUUUUCUUGACGAGCCCAGCCUUCGUACACAAGCAAUAGUAGCUGGUGAUGCUACACCACCGAGCUUUACAGUCAAGCCAACUAAUCUCAAGCCGAAGGCGAGAACGCCUCCAAAGAAAGACUUCCAGCCAGCACUCAAAUCUAGAUCUACGCCUCAAGAGUCAAAGGACCAAGAAGUCCCCGAAUUCAAAAAUAUCUUUGGUAAAUUGAAGCCUGCACAAGUCGGGAAAUACAAAGCACCUGACGAGUUGAAGGACAAUAUUACGCGUGGCAAAGCGAACCUCGCAUUUACAGGGGGUCCUAAGAAGACUGAGCACAAAGACAAUUUCAAAGAAAGUAUUCUCCGCAAAAAGCAGGGCAUGAUAACCCCAUCAGCUUCAACCAUAAUUAGCAGCGCGGCGACCAGGGACAACGCCAUCCAAGAGCCCGAAGCAAUACAGAAGAGACAAGGGCUCAUGAGGUCCGAGAAUGUCGAUAUCCGCACAACAACUCAGUCUUCAAGCAAUGCGGUAAAUCAACAGUCUGAAAUUAUAGCGACAGGGCCGCAAUGGCCCAAUAUGCCGAAGCCAGCUUCGACGAAGAAGCCCACAGUCAACUCUCCGGUUGGAAAGAGUCAAACUAAUGUUCCCAACGCCGCUAAUUUUGCCUCGUCUUUAGCCGGGAUUCUCCAGCGAGGAGCCCCGCAACCUUUCUCGAAGGAAGUGACAGUAGGAGCUGGAGCAGAAAUUCCUGUCUCUACAUCCAAUGAGGCGUCAAUCAAGCUAGAACGGGGCCCUCAAUCCAGGUCUCAAUUAACUCAUGCAACAAAAGCAAGAGCUCGCGGUCCUAAAAGAAAACCUCCUUCGUCAAGCAAGCAAGAUUCAUCCAGCCUUGGAAAUUGUGCGAAAGACUCAGCUGAGAGUGUACUGUUUGGUUCAGGUAACCCCGCUGAUGCCAAAGAGACUCCGACAGUUAAGCAUGAUUUUCUUCAGCGACCCAAACCUGAGCCACGGCCACUCUCCAACAUAACAAAGAGCAACAACAAUAACCGGAAACCAUCCCUACCUUCUUCUCCCAGAAAGCCUUCCACAUCUGUUGCGCUGUCAGCUCAAAGCUCGCCGACUGCACAAAGUCCUUCAGCUCUCAAAUCGCCAAAUCAAGCUCUCGAGACCUCCGCAAAUAGCCAUCCUUCAGCCCUACCUAAGUCAAUGAAAAAGCGUACUGCGAGCGAAGAUAACGCAAGAUCCCCUGAAACAGAAGUCUUGAGAAAAUCAAGCAAUGUUCUUAAAUCUCCGCCCGCUGUUGCUCAAAAGCCUGCUGCCACCAAGGUCAUAGCUAUGCCAAGUGAUCAAAUACAGUCUCGCAGCCCAGUAAUACCGACUAGACCUGAAAAUGAUAGCAAGACCUCGGAGCUCUUCGCAAACAUAUUCGAUGACACGACUCCAGGUAAAGUGAAUAUCAGGGUCAAUACGCAAGAGGUAAUCGAUGCACGCCAGUCGAAGGAAAGCUUCCAGAAAAUCAAAACUCUCCGUAAGCAGAUCUUUCAAAUCCUUGACAACGGCAAGACGAUACCUGUUCCACAACUUCAAGAGCAUGUGCUUUUCGAAGAUGCGUUGUAUCUUUGUAAUCACGUCUUCGGAACGGCGACUGGUCAAAGGAUGACCGAGGUUUACUUGUGGUGUGGCGAUGGCAUGUCGUCGUCAUUAGUCGAAGAUGCACAAAUAUUUGCCAAAAAGUUCGCCAGGGAUAGCAACGGCAAACUUGUCAUUAUCGCUCAAGGCAAAGAGACAUCCAAUUUCUUCCAAGCCCUCGGUGGCAUAGUGAUCGUACGCAGAGGUCCAAGUAGGCACAUCGACCAGUCAUCUGAUUCUGCAUAUAUCUUGUGCGGUCGGCAGCAUGCGGGUCAAAUGGCUUUUGAUGAAAUUUUACUUACGCCUCAGUCCCUCUGCAGCGGGUUUCCUUUCAUCGUCUCUACGGGCUCCGGAAAGAUUUUCCUAUGGAAGGGGGAGGGUUCGAGCGCUGAUGAAAUCGGUUGUGCAAGACUGAUUGGCAUGGAUCUUGGAAUUAGUGGUGAUAUAAUGGAAGUGAGCGAAGGUUCGGAAUCUGCAGACUUCUGGUCUGCGUUCGCCAGCACACCGCAAACCGCCACGACUCCAGACCCUUCUUUUCAGCACUGGCGAGAGAAAUCUGUCCGUGAAACUUAUUCCACACGGCUUUUCGGGUCAGAAAUUGACUGGUCGCGGCCGAAGAGCGCUUCAAGUUUCAUGCAAUGGGGACGGCGCCCGAGUACGCCUUCAAACGACACGAACGUACCUUUGAUCGCUCGUGUUCGAGAAAUAGCGCCGUACUCGCAAGCAGAUGUGUUAGGUGAUGGCGUCGUUAUUCUCGACGCGUAUUUCGAAAUAUUCAUCAUACACUCGCUCGCAACUCUUGCUCCACCUCCCCAUCGUCGGACAUCGAAUCUUUCGUCCUUUCGUGCUGCGCUGCUCUUCGCGCAAGAGUAUGCAAUUCUAGUUGCAUCAGCUGAAGACCGACCUUUUGUUCCCCAAGGCUCUGUCGUUUUCUUCGCCCAAGACGACGCUUCGCUUGAAGAUCAAGUGCCACAGAUGCUCAUAUGGUCAUUCAGAAAAUGGGAUGCUCAUAAAGUGAAAGCGUGCAAAGUUCUGGGCUUGGUAGAAGCUCUGGAGGCAAUUGGCAUGAGUCGAGAUGCUUGA